GGAUAAUCAUAUCUUACGGUAGGUUUAUCAUAUAAAACACUUCCUCUCCCGCCAUUUCCCACAAUACUUCUCUUAGUCCUGAAAGCCCUCAGUCUCUCCCAGAAGACUAUUUGACCGAAACCCGUCUAGACCAAGCUUGCAGGAAAUGGAUACAUCAAACCCAGCUGUUUUUGUCAACGGAGAACUGCUGCCGAUGUGGGUUGGUCGAAGGGUUAGAGCAGUUGUUCAAGUUUUGCGGACUGAAGGUGGUUCCUUCUUAGGGAAAAGUACGGACGAUCAUCAGCUAACUAUCAAGGGCCCUAUUCCACAACAUUUGACGACUUAUGUUGAGGUGAUUGGUAUCGCCGAAAGCAACCAGUCCAUUCGUGGGGAAAUUUUCACCAAUUUUGGUGAUAACUUCGACAUUGUCCCAUAUAAUCGACUGUGCCAACUUGCUAAUGGUGAACACAGGAGUUUGUUCAUAUAAAUUGGAGCUUGGAGGAUUAAUAGGUAAAUGUGGGUCUGAAUGGGACAUGAGAGAAUGUAUAUGAAUUAGUAGGUAAGUAAGAAUAGGAAGUUUAUGACUCUAUCCUCUCGUUUCUUGUAGUUGGGAUUUUUCUGGAUGGUUUUUAUUCAAGUCUUUAAUUGGUGGUACUGAUUAAUUUUGCUUGUAAGAACACAUUAAGAUAUUCCAUGACUCUCCUCUGGAUAUGAAGCCUCCCUAGUUUUGUCACUUUUUAUUUACUUU
This is a messenger RNA of Papaver somniferum (opium poppy), 727 nucleotides long. RefSeq names its product replication protein A 14 kDa subunit B-like. Gene Ontology annotation, biological process: DNA recombination; DNA replication; DNA repair. The record is from RefSeq and is a predicted model, not a curated record. Lineage: Eukaryota; Viridiplantae; Streptophyta; Magnoliopsida; Ranunculales; Papaveraceae. Gene Ontology annotation, cellular component: nucleus. The transcript is spliced from 3 exons. The coding region runs from base 146 to 466 and encodes 106 amino acids. Gene Ontology annotation, molecular function: DNA binding.